AUGGAAAACCGCUGGUGCUAUUAUUCAAAGUUCGAAGAGUUUGAGGCUGUUAACAGAUUACAGACUCAAAAUCCUCGUACACAUGAUUACAAUAGACAAAAAGAAAAAGCUGAAUUAACCAACUCCACUAAAAUGAGACUGUCAACAAGCGAAGAAGUUCCCAGUACGACAGUGGGUGGUCGUAUGGGAAGUCCAGAAACAAGCGCAACGGCCGCCAUCGCAGCAGCUGGAGCGGGUGCCUACGAUGUAACGCGUAUGCGAGAAGAGGAAUUUGAGAGACUCACAGUAUACAUAGUACCCGAUGUACCAUGCGAACGGGGAACACCCAACAGAGCUGAAAAAACCCUUCCACGAAGUCUGGCUUUAAGGCCCUCCGUAGUACUAUCAACGCCUAAUACACCGACGGAAGGAGUUUGGAGCACUGGAGUAAUACCACGCGGAACACGUUUUGGUCCAUUUGAAGGCACAAGAACACCAAACAAACCAAAUGACAAAGUUUCCUGGCGAUAUUAUUGGAGGGUACAGGAAACUGUCAGACAUCAUACUUAUGGAAAUAUUAAGAUAUUUAAGGACAGUGAUUACUAUUACCUGGAUGGGUCAGACACAAGUGUAGCCAACUGGAUGCGUUAUGUAGCUUCAGCUUACUCUCUUUCUGUAAUGAAUCUUGUGGCUUGCCAGCAUCAAGACCACAUAUACUUUUACACCAUCAGAGACAUUAUGCCGAAUGAAGAACUUAUGGUCUGGUAUUGCAAGGACUUUGCGACCAGGUUAGGAUAUGAUAUUGAUCCAGAAAGAGCUACUUAUUCUAUUUGCAAAGAAGAAACAAUAAAAAAAGCUUAUGGCUUGCCCCCUGCACCAGUACACCCAGAGAUAGCAUUUAAUCACAUGAAAUAUGUACUUGGUUUAACAAACGCUAAAGAACUUUUAGAAACUGAUGUUCCAAGUCGUAGAAGAAAACGUGAAUCUAUUGAAAAGCCGAUACACGAAAAUUUUAUAACACGUGAAGAUCCCCGAAUUGCGAAUAAAAACGACAGGACAAUUAUAAGAACUGACAUAUCUGCAAAUAUUAUCCAUCAUAAAGCCGAUAAUCAAACUACCAACGAUCACAUGCCAUUGUCACCUAAUGGACUUAUGCAACCACCCUCACCUGUAAAAUUACAUCAUAGGGAUAACCAAACAUUAAUUAUUCAUCAACAUAAAGAAAGUACAUCUCAUGUGGUAAUACAUCAACUUGAAAAUCCUAGACUACAUGGCAAUCGAUCUCCCGCUCAAAAUCUACACAUGAGAGACAUACGAGGGCCUUCGCCAAUGUCACAAAACCACCAGGAAAAACUGGGCAGUAAAUCACCAGGCUUAACGCAUUGUAGUACCCAACACUACGAGCACCAGUUGACACCUAAUGAUGGAUCAGUAAGGUCAGAUGAAGGAUACCAUAGCAAUGGAUAUCAUGAUGAAUUUACACCACCCGAGGAUUCCAGUGAUUCAGACAUAGAAAACUAUGUGUUAGAUUGUUCAAAUAAAACAAACGAACCCAAGGAAACUGUUAUAGUUCAAAAAAUGGAUCAAGAUAUGCACAGAAAUGAAUACAGAAAAGUUAAAAUAAAAAUGCCCAGAGCAUACCAGUAUCAAAACCAUAAAGAUAUGGACUGUGAAAGUGAGAAGGAGUUGAUUAUUGCAGAAGAGGUGGAGAAUACUUCACCACAAAAUUUAUCACCACCCAGACGAGACACGGCUACAUCAACUGUAAUAGUACUAGAGUCAUCCCAAAAUGCUGUUGUACCUUUAAAUAAGCCAUAUUAUGAAGAUGGUACUAUUUCGCCCACACCGCAACCAGCCUUCAUGCGUUAUUCGCCGCCGGAUACACGAAUCCUGGAAACCAUAUUAACUGGAAAUAGAAUCGACACCAAUAACAAUGACCCUAACCGUCGGCAACCUAAUGCGACUCCCCCGCCUUCAUCUCCUACUGAAAUGGCUUAUUCUUACAAAAAGAGUCAAAGGUAUGGCAAUGCCUGCAGUCCAGAUUCUAGUUCUAAUUUAACACCCUUGCCAUCAUUGUUGCCAUUACCACAACAACUGCCGACACCAAAUGCUUCAUCAGUUUAUUCCUCAUCUCCACCACAUACAAUACCACAUACGACGGAAAUUCGAGAAAUACGAGAAAUACGGGAGAUAAGGGAAACGCGAUAUGAAAGUCAUUAUCCUAAUUAUUCAUAUAGUUUAUAUUCACCACCAAACUCUACGAUUAUCACGCAAUUAGGAUCGCCACCUAGCACAUAUUCACCAACUGUGUCUUCCACGCAUCAGUAUGAAAGAUCACAAAGUGCUCAAAGUAAUCAUCACUACCCCUCCUCAACAAGUGUUAUAACACUUAAAAAUUGCUCACAACUAAGUUUAAUUCAGAAUUCAAAUGUCAAUGGUCAAAUUGUACCACAACAUGGAAGUAUGAGCCCUGAUGGUUCAUGUGGUCUGAUGGUUGCUCCAAUGAGUCCCAAUUCGCAAUCUUCUCGCGGAUAUAGAAGCCUUCCAUAUCCGUUAAAGAAAAAAGAUGGAAAAAUGCAUUAUGAAUGCAAUGUUUGUUGUAAAACUUUUGGCCAGCUCUCAAAUUUAAAAGUUCAUCUCAGAACACAUUCCGGUGAACGGCCAUUCAAAUGCAACGUGUGCAAUAAAUCCUUCACACAACUAGCGCACUUACAAAAACAUCACCUUGUGCAUACAGGGGAAAAACCACAUCAGUGUGACAUUUGCAAGAAGAGGUUUUCCUCCACUUCUAACUUAAAGACACAUCUAAGACUUCAUUCGGGUCAAAAGCCGUAUGCCUGUGACCUGUGUAUGCAAAAAUUUACACAAUUUGUUCAUUUGAAACUUCACAAACGGUUACACACCAACGACAGACCAUAUGUUUGCCAAGGUUGUGACAAGAAAUAUAUAAGCGCAUCUGGACUUCGGACACAUUGGAAAACUACUAGCUGUAAACCUAAUAACAUAGAAGAAGUUUUGGCUAUAACCAACGCUGCUAACACUGAAUGUAUUGGUACCGUCGAUAAAGACUGCCACGAUAGAGAGGGGCACGAAGCUUACGAGGUACACUCGGCGUCGCAAGGAGGGCUGGUGGGAGCCAGUGGGGUGAGAACUUUGACGCAUGGUGAGGCCCUUCUGGGUGCUCAUGCGCAUUCAACCACACCGCACUUAGCUGGCCCAGGGCCACUCUCCCCGAAUCACGCAUCGGCCUACCGCACAAUACAUGGACCACCGCCACCGUCCGAACAUGAGACACCACCUCAACACUACUCCACUGGAGGAGAAACACGCCCCAGCGUCAUAGAGUCUAGCCAACCACUCAUCAUUGAGUGCACCUGA
Messenger RNA from Parnassius apollo (apollo), 3357 nucleotides. The record is from the annotation of a GenBank genome assembly. NCBI's taxonomy places the organism in Eukaryota, Metazoa, Arthropoda, Insecta, Lepidoptera, Papilionidae.